AUGUCAUGCCGUAAGCGCCCAGCGGCUGCGCUCUCCGCGCUCCCGCGUAUUGAUGACGUGGGGCGUCAUGCGCAAGCUGUUCGGGACAUCGUGACUGACCAUCCGGAUUGGGGCUAUAGGCGUGUUGGCGCUCGGCUCGGCGAGCUCCUGCACGUGACGCUGGAGGAGUCCGAUUAUCGGCAGGUGCUGCGGCUGCAGAAGGCGGAGCCGGUUGCAUCUGCUGCCUAUCGCAACGGUUGGCCCGACUUUUCCGGGAACGUGCGUGACUACGUGGACUCUAUCCAGGAGCUAGUGGCCUCUCAUCCGGAGUUGGGUUACUGGUCUAUCGGGCGCAGGCUUGAGCAAAAGCUCUGCGUGAGGCUAUCCAUUGCCAACCUGAAGGUUAUCGAUCGCAUCAUGCAGGAGCUGUCUGAGGGUCGCGCCGCGGUGGGCGCGCCGCAGUUGGAGGAGUUCAUUGGGAACGUGCGGGAUCACGCAGCCGACUUUUGCGGGAACGUGCGUGAUCACGUGGACUCUAUCCAGGAGCUAGUGGCCUCUCAUCCGGAGUGCAGUUACUGGUCUAUCGGGCGCAUGCUUGAGCAGAAGCUCUGCGUGAGGCUAUCCAUGGCCAACCUGAAGGUUAUCGAUCGCAUCAUGCAGGAGCUGUCUCAGGGUCGCGCCGCGGUGGGCGCGCCGCAGUUGGAGGAGUUCAUUGGGAACGUGCGGGAUCACGCAGACUCUAUCAGAGCACUCGUGGCGGCUCACCCUGGCAUGGGGUACUGGGGCAUUUCGAAGGAGUUCGAGAAGCACAUCCGGUUGAGACUAUCCCCUGCCCACAUGCAGACAGUGAGGCGCAUCGUGGACGGCAUCUCGCAGGCCCGUGCUGCGCCGAGCACGCAGCGGGAUACGGACAACUAUGAGGUUGCCUCUGCGGACGUGCGCGACCACGCUGCCACCAUCAUGGAACUCACGACGCGUCACCCAACCAUGGAAUAUCAUGGCAUCGCAGUCGAGCUCGAGAAGGUGCUUGGGGUGGAGCUAUCUCAGAGUCAGAAGGAGGGCAUCUCUUCUGUCAUGGCCGAGAUCAGCAUCGACCUCGUCACCGACGACGAGGCUAUGCCAGAGGAGUCGGAGGUCGGCGAUAUAUUUUCUGGCAGCGUGCGUGAUCAUGUGGGUUCUAUCAAGGAGCUUAUGGCCUCUCAUCCGGAUGAUGGGUAUAGGUCUAUCGGAAGCAUGCUUGGGCAGAGGCUUGGCGUGAAGCUAUCCACCGCCCACUUGCAGGUGAUCUAUCGCAUCAUGAAGGAGCUGUCGGAGGGUCGUGCGGUGGAGCCGGACUGGGGGGAGUUUUCCGGGGACGUGCGGCAUCACGUUGAUUCUAUCAGAGCACUUGUGGCGCUUCACCCUGGCCUGGGCUAUAAGGGCAUUGCGCAUGAGCUCGGGCAGCACAUUCGGCAGAAUCUAUCUCAGGCUCAUGUGAAAGUUAUCAAGCGCAUCGUCGAUGGUAUUUCUCGGGGCCGUGCUGUCUCGCAGCGGGCGCUUUCUGACUGCGCGGAGGGCGCAGUGGACGUGCGGGACCACGUGGAGACUAUCGAGGAGCUCAUGAUGCAGGACCCGAGCCUGGACUAUCAGGGUAUUGCCCGUCAGCUCGAGGACAAGUUGCAGGUGCAGCUAUCUGAUGGUCUGAAGCAGGCAAUAUGUGGACUGAUGGCCCAGAUCGGUAUCCACCUUCUGGCUGAUGAUAAGUCUGCGCCAGAGCCAUUGGAUAUCGAGGCUUUUAACGGGGACGUGCGGGAGCACGUGGAUGCUAUCCGUGAUCUUGUCGCUUAUCACCCGGACUCCGGGUGCAAGGUUAUCGGCAGCGUGAUGGGGGAGCAGCUCGGAGUCAGGCUACAGUACGCCCACCUCCAGGUGGUCCACCGCGUCAUGACUGAGCUCGCCGAGGGCCGCGCCGCGGUGGGCGUCGCUAUUCGACAGCAGCCUGAGCGCCAGAACUAUCUUGUCUUUACUGGCAACCUGCGGGGGCACUCGGGCGCUAUCAGGGAGCUACUGACGCUGCAUCCCACCGCUGGUCGGGGUUUCAUCCUUCGCGAGCUGGGGUUUCUCAUCGGGCGGCCGUGUGGCAGCUUUCUCAGCUACCUCCGCGUCCAUAAACUUGCGGAUGGGGACCACAACAGGGUCAUCGAGCGCAGAGGACGUGGUGAUGACUCCCGCGUGGCGGUGGGCGUCCGCUAUGCAUUUGAGAUGCAGGAUAAUUUCAUCGGCCAGUUCUGCACUAUGAUGUUCCCGCACGGGGCCCCUGGCACUUUUGUUCCUCCAUUAGACAGCGAUCCCGAGCUCAUCCCCUUCACGAAGCACUAUCUCAAGGCUGUGAAGUACCUGCGGCACCUCGUGUGCCUGAAGGGCACGCGUCCUGCUUGCGAGCAGUCUAUCCGCCGGCAGGUGCAGGCCAUGCUGCCGCGGGAGGCCGGGGACGCAGAAGAAGUUUAUGAUGCACGCGUUCUGUCGAAGAUGCAGAGUACUCGUUGGGUAGGCUUCGCCACGGAGGCCAAUCGUAUCGCCGAUCUGUGCGACGCUUCCGUGGAGUCUAUAGGUAAUCGUCUUCAUGAGUAUAGCUGGGAGCCCUUCGACAGUUGGCCCUGGCGCCCACCGCGUGACUCCGACUCCGAGGACGCGCCUGUCCGCCCGGGAGUUCAACUGUUCCAUCCUCUGAGAUGUGCUGACGACGCUGAGGGCGCCCAUGGUAAGCCUUUCCACUGCGUCGACGCGGCGCUUGAAUACCUCGAGGACGUGGUUGGCGCGGAUCUGCGCAUCCGCGUGUCUCUCGGGCGUGCACUGUCGUUCCGGGCGCGGCUCCAUGCCGCGCACGUCUACUUUAACCACAUGCAGUUCUGCUUUGAUCAUCCCGAGGCUAUCCCGCCGGAUGUUCGCCGCAGGGCUGACUGCCUGUUGCCGGACAGGCAGAACCGAUACUACGAACAGUGUAAGAAAGAGUGGAGGAGAUGUCAGGCGCAUGCGCGGCCUCGCAUCACAUGGUCUGCAGACCAGCAGGAGGUGCUGAAAGUGGUAGACGGUGUGCUAUCCCGAGCCGACGCCAACAUCGUGCAGCAGCAGUUCUACUAUGUGAACGGGGGGCCAGGCAGCGGCAAGACGGAGGUCCUCUGCGAGGCUGCCCGCCGGGCCGCGGACGCUGGUCUCCAAGUCCUGAUUCUCGGUCCCACGGGCACUCUGGUGCACACCUAUAAGACCAAGGUUCAGCACGACAACAUCAACGUGGAGACUAUACAUUCCGCGUGGCACAUCUAUCGCAGGGCCGACACUGUUGUGGACUAUGCGCCGCCGUCGCGCUUGCGCACCUAUGAUCUAUUCAUCAUCGCCGAGGCGUCGCAGAUCGAGGACGACGUGGCCGUCCGCUUGCACAACGGCUUCAGGGAGUUGCCGCAGCGGCCCACUAUCUUCUUUGCUGCGGACUUCCAGCAGCUGAAUCCGCUCGGUAGUUCGUCGGCUAUGCGCACGUGGAUCACUGUCAUGACCACUAUUUCGCUGUUCACUAUACAUCGGACAAACGAUGAUCGUCUACUAUCUUUUCUGCGAAAUGUCCGGGUGAUGCAGCCGAGCAAGGCAGUUAUCCGGGCCUUCUUCGCUGGGCGUACGUGGGACUCUAUCAGCUUGGAGCAGGCCGUGCGGAGGGGCAUGCAUCUCGGCGCUAUCCGCGAUGAGCCCUUCCACUGGCUCACCGUGACCAACGAGGGGGCGGAGGCUGUGAAUCUUGCGUGUCUAUCGGCGUGCGGCUACGACAAGCCUGAGAACCUAUCGCCGCUCUGCGGUGACCUCAAG
Prorocentrum cordatum is the source of this 3813-nucleotide messenger RNA. The record is from the annotation of a GenBank genome assembly. Lineage: Eukaryota; Dinophyceae; Prorocentrales; Prorocentraceae.